Molecule: messenger RNA, 10453 nt
Organism: Brienomyrus brachyistius
Lineage: Eukaryota; Metazoa; Chordata; Actinopteri; Osteoglossiformes; Mormyridae
Gene: ctif
Product: CBP80/20-dependent translation initiation factor
Exons: 14
Coding region: 198-2312 (704 amino acids)
Biological process (GO): regulation of translational initiation
Cellular component (GO): cytosol
Molecular function (GO): RNA binding; translation activator activity; protein binding
Source: RefSeq, a predicted model, not a curated record
UCCGGCUCUACGUGGGUCACGAGCGCAGCCCUUUUUCUCUCUCCGGCACGUUUUCGGUCCGAUGACAUUGCAAUGAGGGAUUUAAAACAAUCAUAGGAUUCCUGAUUCAUUGCCAGUCUGAGCCGAUUCACUGGGUCACAUCUCGUGCCAGCCUCCCCACCCCCUCCCCCCCUCCCGGGUGCCAGCGGCAGGUUGCUAUGGAGAACUCCUCGGUGGCAUCUGCGUCCUCGGAGGCUGGCAGCACACGCUCCCAGGAGAUCGAGGAGCUCGAGCGCUUCAUCGACAGCUACGUGCUGGAGUACCAGGUUCAGGGCCUGCUGAGUGACAAGACCGAGGCGGACGUGGACGAGGAGAAGGCCCAGUCUCAUGUGUCACAGUGGACUGAAUACUGCAGUGACAAGAUAGAUGGGAGCUGGUCAUCGUCUCGAGGGAGAGGAUCUACCAAGCCGGAUGACUGGGAGCACAGCAGCAAUGACAGCACUGGAUCGCGACCCAGUUCAGGCUCCCGGCCCGGGUCUGGAUCUAGGUCAGGCAGUCGGGGGCGGAGCAAUCAAUUCCGUGGCCCUGCAAAGAAUGGAAACAGGGAAGGCCCCUUUGAUAUACUGGGAACUGACAUCUGGGCUGCCAACACUUUGGAUUCUCACGGAGGAGUGACCUGGGACCUUCAGCCGGAGAAGCUUGAUAUCUCGCAGUUCCACCGGAAGCCAUUCAGGGGGACGCCAAAGCCCUUCCCCCACUUUGACCGAGAAGGGAUGAUGAAAGGGAAGUUCGAUGAUGACGAUGGUAUUGACCUGAAUGACAUGGAGAAGUUCCUUCCUGGUUUCCCAGUCUACCCACCGCUCCCGAACGAGGCUGAGAUUGCACAUGCCAAAAAGCUGUUCCGCCGGAGGAGGACCGGCCGCCGACACGCGCACACCUCCGUGGAGCAGUUAAUCGUGGUGCUGCCCUUUGACGGUAGACGGCAAGUGACCAGGAGACAGCAGCGAUUGCAAGGAGUUGGAAAGUCCCAGAAUCCUCAACAGCAACAGCUGCCACUACAGCCACAACCACAACAACAACAACCACAACAACAACAACCACAACAACAACCACAACAACAACAACCACCACAACAGCAACAACCACAGCAACAACAGCAACAACCACAGCAACAACAACAAGCACACCAACAGCAACAACAACAAGUACACCAACAGCAGCAGAACGCCGAGCAUUCGGCAGCCAACACCAAACAAGUCCGCGAACAUGGCCGUCAGUUCCAGAACCAGGGUUCCCACCCAUCCGGACGCCUCCACUGCUACAGCCAGAACUGGCGCUGGCAUCAUAACCAGAAGUACCCAGUGGCGGUGCUGGGGGGGGGCACUGAUGACAAGGGAGCUCUCAGAGACACCAAAGAGACUGACAAUGCGAGGGUGGAGGAGCCGCCCCCACCCCGCGGAGAGCCAUUGGCCGAGCGUGGACAUGGCAACCGGUUGGGGCGCGCCCAGUCCACGGAGGACAAGCACGCGGAAAGCUACCCAGCAGGGCCCAAAGUCAGCCUUCUGCAGUCAUCCAAGGAAAGGCUGAGGCGUAGGCUCAAAGAGAAGGAUGAGAUCCCGGUGAAAACCACCAAUCGGCAGAGGAACCGCAUGGACAAGCUGAUGGAGAUCCUCAACAGCAUGCGGAAUAACAGCAGCGAGGUGGACAGCCAGCUGACAACCUUCAUGGAGGAAGCCCAGAACUCCACCAACUCGGAGGAGAUGCUGUCGGAGAUCGUGAGCACCAUCUACAACAAGGCUGUGAGCGACCGCAGCUUCGCCUCUACUGCCGCUAAGCUGUGUGACAAGAUGGCACUCUUCAUAGUUGAAGGCACCAAGUUCCGUUCCCUGUUGCUCAACAUGUUACAGAAAGAUUUCACCCGGCGGGAGGAACUCCAGCAAACGGAUGUUGAGCGAUGGCUGGGCUUCAUCACCUUCCUCUGUGAGGUUUUUGGGAUCAUGAGGAGCAGCGCCGGCGAGCCCUUCAGGGUGCUGGUGUGCCCGAUUUACACCUGUCUCAGGGAGUUGUUGGAAUCUUCAGACGUAAAGGAAGAUGCUGUCCUAUGCUGUUCCAUGGAGCUGCAGAGCACUGGACGCCUCCUGGAGGAGCAGCUGCCGGAGAUGAUGACGGAGCUCCUGGCGGCAGCCCGGGAUAAGAUGCUGUGCCCGUGCGAGUCGCAGCUGACGCGCUCCCUCCUCAUGGAGGUCAUCGAGCUGCAUGCCCACCAGUGGAGCCCCCUAGAGGCUCUCACCACACAGUACUACAACAGGACCAUCCAGAAGCUCACAGCCUGAGACCCCGGAGGGUGAUCGCCGUGCCGUCGCCACGGCGACAUCAUCCGAAAGCCCGCUGCUUCUUUGAGGGGGUGGGAAGGGGGGGGUGGGGGAUGGGGGCAGCUGGGCCAGGGUGAGGGGGUCAGGGGACGUAGACAGACUUGUCACUGCCGACACUCCCUGUGACGAAAGGGGUUUGUGUGCCGCCCACACAGAAGCCGGAGGGCGACAAAGGAAACACGCGACAGAGAGCAGAGAGGCGUCCCAGCGCGUCCACUGGGAAUAGGGCUUUUUCAGCGGAAAGGGAGAGCAGGGCGGGGGGCGGGAUUUGGCUUUUCUUCUUCUCUUUUGUGUUCGUGUGCCAAGUCCCCCCCCCACCCGCACCGAAAAGCAAACACUUGCUCUCAGCUCCACAGAGGUCACAUUUAGCCCUCCGAGAUGUCUUCUGUGAGGUCAAAUGAACAGACUUUUCAGAGUGCAGUCAUGAGUCAUUCCUGGAUCUGUCCCGCUGCGCCUUUAUGUGGCUGCUGCCUGCUGGCCAACUCAGUGGCAGAUGGCCACUGGGACGUCAAGAGCCGGCACACUCCUGGGUCCCGGCCCGCACCCCAUUGGCUGUGGGGGCUGGGGGGCGGGGCAUCGAGGCCCAUGCAUUGAGGGCUCUUUGUCGUUUUCAGUCGUUUUCUGUUCGUGUCGUCCUCCGUUGAGCUGAGCUUGCUCCUACGACAUUAUUUUAUUAUUCUUUCAAAUCAUGUUUCAAAAUAUCUUAGGGUAUAAUUGCACAGCUCUGAUUUGAUUUGCACUGUUUUAAGACAGUUGUUUUAAAUGUGGAAAGCAGCACAUCUUAGAAGAUCGCAGUAAAAGCUUCAGUAGAUGGAGGAUUGGAUGUAAUCGAAGGGAUGCUUUUUGAGUAAUAACAGAGAAUGUAUUUAAAGAACCUGGGAGUGGCUAUUGACCUACACAGUGUGAAGUAUGUCCUUAUUUACUAAGCAACAUAUGUGGUGAAGGCUUGUAGUGUACGAUAGAAAAUCUGACAUUCCCUUGCAAAUUCAAGCUUUUAAAAAUAAAAUACAAAUCAGAAGCUGAAGAGAGCAGACUUUCACCACCAGGCUUUGACCAUUCUGCAGUGGUUGUAUUUUUGCAAUUUUUUUUUUUUUUUUAGACGUCUCCUGAUUUUGCAGUUCUGUAUGAUCGGUGUAUUUGCAGAUGCUAAAAUAUUUUAAGCAUAGUGUCAGCCCCUAAUGCUGGCUUCUGCAAAUAUGUAUAAUAUUGUACUGACAGGCCCAGCCAAGGGCAAUAUGGUAUAUAAUCACAUAAACAGUAUUCUUAAGAUAUUAAAAGUGAGCAGAGUGAGGUCUAAGAAUACUGGUGCAGGAAUCGCUUAUGUAUUUAGGUAAUUUUCACAUGUAGGGCUUACAUUUUAAGUCUUUUAAGAAAGACUGAAGUGUUUUGAAUAAACACCAGUCUUCAGACACUGCUUAUCUGUGGGCAGUCUUGUGUUUUAAUUUUAGUCUUGCACCAAUAAUCCAGCUCUUGUGCUAUUUUUUUUAUUUAAGCUUUUAUUUAAUGUCAUGUUGUUUUUAAUGGGUUCCAUGAUGUAAGUUAUACAUUUAUGAUAUACUUGGCUGUUUAGUACACGUGUCAGCCUUCUGUGUGCAAGCUUGUGGUUUUGUUGGUCAGUUCACAUGUACGGAUCUGGUCGUCUUUCACCCAGAUUUCGUCUUAAGAACUUUGCUCCUUGAUGUCCCUGGUCCUGCAUAGUCAUGUGACCAUCAUCGAAUUAAAAGCCCUCAGUCUGGCCACAUCUAAGGCAUUUAAACAUCCAUUUGCAUGACUACUGUGAAUUUAUUAGGCUAGAUAUUGGCCAGAGGUAAUGGUCAUGAAUACGUUGAAAAAUUAAAAGAUUUCAAUAGUGCCAGUGUGUCAUCUUCUCCCAUCAUCUCUCAGCUUCUGCUGCGUUACGAAAGUCGGCAAUGUGCCCCCAUCCAGUUCGGUAAGAUGAAGGAAGUGGUUAAUGGUCAGCAGCAUUAAUAGUUCUUUUGUGCUUUAUCUGUACCGUACUUGAGUUCUGUACUGUUCUUUGGAGAACUACAUUCAAAAACAUGCAGUUUACCCAUACACUCUCAUUGCGGCUUGUUUAUAACCAGUAGUUGGAGUGUCGUACACACAAGACGUUAAAAUUGGGGUGCUUUUCUACUGCUCUAGGUACUGAACUUUCGGUACUUCAGAAUGGUACCAAACUUAAUGAUACUUGUGUUUUUCUUCUGGCAUGAAGACUGGAACUGCCGCAGAAUGACAUCAUCAGAACGCAAGGCGGGGGAUUUGUACUGAAUUUGAAUACGGCUACUAUGUUACAGGGCUAGCCGAUGUGUGAUAUUAAUAUUGUUAUGCACAUGCAAUCCUCACAUCGCAAGGACCACGAUAGUCAGGUGGUUUAAGAUCUAGCCUUUUCCUACCUUCAUCUUAUAAAAAUAUUAUACCGCAGUAUAUGGUAUUUUCAAAAUGUUAUUUUGCAAUACAUUUCCGGUAUUUUGAAGCCUUUGAAGUUUCACUAAAACGUUUUUAAUCUGCCCAAAGAAACAAUUUAGCAAGCUUUGCAACUUUCAAUCAUUUGUCUAUGCAUCCAUUAUAAUAAUACUUUAUUUUUAAAUUUUGUUCAUUAUUGUUUUCUGACUUCACAAAUGCCCCUCUUCAAGGUGGAGGUGGUAUUUUGUGUGUUUCAGGGGCAGGAUUUUUGCUUAACCAAUUGCAAUGAACACGUUUACAAGUACCACCCUAAAGUACCAAAGGACCGGCUCUGCUGGUUUGCUACUUUGGUAGUGGACCAGAAAUCAAAGGAAGAAGGAAAAUACAGAUUUUUGAUACCAAAGGUUUGGUACCUGGUGCAGUGGAAGAAAAUGCCCUUAGAUUGCUGUUUGGCUAUGCUGCUGUUAUUUACAUUAAAAUGGAAAAGCACACAGAAGGAGCUUAGCUCAGCACUUCGUGUCCAAGAGGUAUCCAGGUCAUCCUUUUAGCCCUUCUCUGUAUGGAUCUCCCUUCAGAACCUGUGGGUAGCCUUGAUCUAAGACUCCGGCAGGGUUGUGUGCUUUAGGGUGGGUCCCUUCAGCCAGAAAGACCCUCUCCCUCCACCCACUAUCUCCAGGCAGAUGUCCUUCAAACCACUGUGCGUGGAUCAGAAUCUCCCCUUUCUUUAAUUUAAGGGAGCCUGAUGUGUGUUGUUGAUGAAAUGCUGGGUGGGACCUGAACAUUCAUUCCUGUAAAGUGUCUUUACUUUCCAGAUAAAGUUAAUGUGUUAACUGAAAUAAAUUUCUAAUCAAUAAAUGGGCCAAAAAACAAAGGGUUGAGGAAGGAGUUGUUUACACUGCGGUAAUAAAUUAGAAAAACAGUGAGAUAUUUCAUAGGAGGUGUGUAUUUUUACAAGAGGGAGUGAAAUAUAGGAAAACAUUACAGUGGGGGAAGAAAAAUAAAAAUAGUGAUUCAAAUCAAAUCUUGUUUCAUAUCAUACAUAAUAACAUACUAUGAAAUUGUGGGAGAACGUCGCAAAUCGGGGCUGAAGUGAAGAUUCAGUGGUUUGAUGAUCUCAAAAAAAAAAAAUCAGAAUCGACAAUUGAUUUGACUUAAGGACAUAAUGCAUAAAUACAUUCUCUAAAAACCUAGCACUGUUUCGGAGACUUAUGCAUGAUUCUGUUAAAAAAAAUAUCUGCAUUGAAGUGUUACCAAGGAAACGGCUCAUCUCAGAUAUACUCUGGGAUUUGUCUGGAGUUUCAAAAAGUUAUUUAUGAUUCGUUUCUUUGUUCUAUAUUUGUGAUUAUUCAUUUAAAGAGCUCAUACCCAGCUAAUAUGGGAGACUUCACAGCACACGUAGAAAGUAAACUGAUACCGUGGUAGUUUAACCAUAAAACAGAUACAAGCGCAGGAAAGGUGAUCUUGCCAAGGCCCACGGCAAAUAUUUUGCACUUUACCGGAAUAAUUGUCUGCAGUUUGUUACCUGCAGGCAUAACUUAAAUCAUUUAAAAUCAUUAUGAAAUUAAUAUGUAAAGUACCAGUAGGGUUACUUUAUAUGUGGGGGAAAAUCAUUUGUUUUAUUUCUAUUUUUUUAAUUCUUUCAAAUGCCGUUAUUCUGCAUUUAACUGUAGAUUCUUUUUUUGCUCCGAAUUCAGUUUUUUUCAGUGCAGUUGCAAGCAAAAAAGUAAAAAAUGUGAAAAUGUGUAUAGGACACUGCUUCGGUCACCCUAAAAAUAAACAAGUACAACAGUGCCUGAUGCCUGCUGUCAGAAUGCAGUGAAGAUCACGCAAGAUAAAUGUCACAUCAAUCUAAAACAGGGACCACAUAGGACUGGGUGGAAAAUGAAGCUGGUAACCGUGUGUGUCGUCAUUGUAUGUACUGGAUGCUGCCAUAUGUGCUUUGCAUUAAUGCAGGUUUAGGAACAAUGACAUCCGAAAGACUUAUACAAGCUUCAAGUUAUUAUGACUAUUUAAUACUUGAAAUAAUAAAAAUAACUGAGCUUUUGCGUUGAACUGAUACAUUCACGGGUUGUUUCCUUCUUGAUAAUGGGGCCAAAUUCACAUGCUUGAAGAAGGUCUUUGGUUUGAUUACCCCUUGAGCCUAACAUACAUAGCCUGUUUACUACAGUUAUACUAUAACGCUAUAUGUAAGGCAAACUGGUUAAAACUGGCUACGGUUUCAGUUGGGAAACGCCCUUGCUAGCUCCGCGAUGUGGACCUCGACGCAGAUCCUGAUGUUGAUCUAAGCUCAGCCUUUAUGUCCAGCGAAAGGGAACUGAACAGUCAUAUUCUGACAUCCUGGACUGGCAGUUAGGAAAUGAUGUCAUGACCUGUGUGCUUCCUGAAUUAACUGCUUAAUGAUUCCACUAGUUAGGUCUGCUGAGUAAGCCUGAACUUUAUCCUGCAGAGGCGAUUCCGAGCUGCUGCAUCCAUUCUGUCUUUUAACGGAUCCCUUCUUGGGAUUCACUGUUGCUGACGUGUGUCUGAUUCUCUCUUACCUCCUUGCGGUGCCAGAAUAAAGAAGCUCGUAGUUGUUAUUCUUCCUUAUCAUUUCCUGCUCACACCUAACCAGCAGCGAAAAUGAGCCCCACUUCCUGGUUUAUAAUUACACGAAAAGGGUUAGGGCUUUCGUAUAUCUCGAUGAAUACCAAUAACCUGUCAUUGUUACGUUGUAAUCUGUUAUGAUUUGUUUUAAAAGACUUAUAAGUAAUAUCAUGUAUAUGAAGUCACCUGUCCAUUUGCACACUGAUUAAUGUGCAUGGAGAAGUUCGUGAAUGCAAACUGUAAGCUUUUUUCCAGACGAAUCUGAAAAAUACCCUUCUUUGUUAAAGUGACGUUUUAGUCGUAAAUAUUCUUUUGUUGUUAAAAAUGCUACUUUCUGCAUAAUAUUCUGUAGUUCAGCCUGUUCUUGUGAAGCAGCUGGCAGAUUUAACAGGAGGUUGGAAGUGUGGGGAGACCGGGGGCAGGGAGCAGCACCUGAUGUCAUUGUUGUGACGCUUUACUCUUGUCAGGCCACUGUCACUGUACGACCCUGUUGCCAAGCAACAUGAAGUUCAGCAACACUUCGCAACUUCCUUUAGCAAAUCCUGACUAUACUCUCAGGUUUUAAUUUAAUCCAUGUGUUUGUGGUUUAUUGCGUUAACUUUGUAAUCAUCCAUAGGUCGUCGUUCAUAUUUAUGACUUUCAAACAUUCAAAUAAAAGUUAUAUCUUUUAAACAAUAAUUUAUUGUUUGGUUGAAAUUAGAUUCUUCAGGGAAUCAACCAUUAGUGAUUUUUUUUUAUUUACAAUCAUUGUCUCUGCAAAACCUUUUUUUUUCCUAUUUACCAACUGUGAUGUUACUGAAUUUAGGAUUGUACCAUAUAUCCAACCUGAUUAAUUUACACCAAUAAGCACUAAGAGCUUAAGAGCUUAUUGUUACCCUCAAGUUUCUAUGAAAUGCUCUGUAACUUAAAUGAUUCCACAAAAUCAUUGAUUGGAGUUUGUAAAUGAUGAAGAGUUUACAUAAUUUAAUUCCUGAUUUCAUUCUGGGUGUCAAUGUGGUUUUCUCUUUUUCCUUAAUGAUUGUUUUUGUGUUUUUGUCAACACCUAUAAUCUACAUAUAGGCUACAACACAAUUACUGUCCUGUAGUGGUUUUGGAGAAUAGAAUAGAAAUAGCAUAGAAACUUCAUUUUAGAUCAUUGAUUGGUUUCGGUCAUUGAUUGGUUUAGAUCAUUGAUUGGUUUAGAUCAUUGAUUGGUUUAGAUCAUUGAUUGGUCCGCUCCUUGCAAUCUGGAAAGGUAGAGUUAUGAGAUGCAUAGGCCGAUUUGAGUUAGUGAAUUGGCUUCUGAGUUAGUGAAUUACUGUGCAGAUGAUUCAAAUACAGCAAAAUUGGGUGGACAUGAAGUUCUUUGAAUGGAACACAGCAAGUCACUUAUAAAUCCCAACAAUUAAAGAAACAUUCAAAUUGUUUCAUACAAUCUUCCCUAACCUCUGCCCUAUUGACAGGGAUGUUUGUAAUGAAGUGCAUUGUGCCUCACAUUGCAACUCUGAAUGUGUUUAAUGUAGGCUCAAGAAGCUUGUUACACAAAGGCUGUUCUUUUCUUCUGAGCAGUUUAUUUAUUUGUUGCGUCUGUUCCAGGAUGAAUUGAAUGAAAUAUGAAAAAUCUACCUUGAAGUACCAUGCAGGUACUUUUGUCUUCAAUUACCACGUCCCUUUUUCAAGAAUACUGGAGAUUAGGUGGUAAGGAACAGCCCCAAAGAUUGAAAUGUCUUUAACUUUUUUAAUGUACUCAUUUGAAGUUUGGCUUAUUAACAUCCCACCCUAUUCACCUAUUUCAUUUAUACUCUUUUUGGUACCACUUUACAGUAAGGCUCCCUUUUGCCACUUGUAAAUGGUAGUAACUCAUUAACAAAAAACCGUGUUAUUACUUGUUUAAAAUUGUCUAUUAAUAAUUUACAAACCUAAUUACUAACCGGAUUAAAACAACUCAUACACUCUUUAUAUGGGUAGCCUUAUUGUAAUGUGGCCACCCUUUCUUAAAAAAAAAGAAAACAUCCUGAAAAUGUUCAUGGGUCUCCAGCCUCCAUGUUUGUCAUUCCAAUGUUUCUUGAAGCAUCUAUUAUAAAAUUCUCGUAGCACUUCCGCCUGAAUCUCCGUGAUUGGUUUUUGGGUCUCGGCUUUUGAGCUCGUCGUUCGUCGUGUUACUCGCAGGUAAUGGUGAACGUGUACUUUUCUAAUGCCAAUUAAAGGAGACUUGAUGGCAAAGGGCUAUGACAAGGCGACCACCACGGAGUAUGUCAGCACUUGCGCAGAAUCCUAUGACUUUGGAACGUUACCAAAGGACAUGAUGUCAUGGUCACACCCAUUUUUUUGUAAAGUUCAGCUGAUUUGGUUGGCAUCUUAAUUUGCAAAAAUUUUGAAGCAGUUCUGGUAAUGGCAUUUUUUGUAGUUUUUUCGCAAAUAGCAGCAGGUGGUGUGAGCCUUGACCGGAGGAAACCCAUAAGAUGAAUGAAAAUGACGUCUAACAAUGGCUGUCUGUGCACAGUGAAAGCAAGCCAUUGUUUAAGAAGGACGACAAGUUCGCUUGCUGAGGACAUGAUAUACUGUACAAUAUAACUCACGUUGUCUACGUUGUCUUCGUCUUGUGCUUGGAGAAUUCGGAUGGUAAUUUUACAUGUAUAAUCAUAUUUGUGUGUGUGUAUGUUUGGGGAAUUUCUACAUUUAUGUAAUUAAGUAAAAUAUCCUCCCUGUUUUACUUAAAUAUUUUAUACAACUAAAAAUAUCUUCCAUAUUCUCCAGUUAAACAACACACAACAUACAGUAUCAACCCACAAUAUCAUAUUGCAACUUACUUAGAUGAAUGAAAUUCAUUUGAAUAGCCCCAUCUUUUGUUAAAUUACAUUUAUUCUCUCCCGUUUUACUUUUAUUUUCUGAAACAGUAAUAGCAUGAUUUAAAUACCUCAGUAUAAUAAGCAAAUGUUACAUUUUUUUGCACAUUAGAUUUGUAUGCAUCUUGUAAAUGAAUUUUGAUAUAUGCAAAAUAACGUAAUUGCUGCAGUUUUUCAUUUUGUGUUUUUUUUUGGUUACUAUAUGGGCUGAAACUUAGUGCUGUACUGCAAGGACUGUUGUGGCCGUCGUCACAACCUUGGUAUAUUAAAAUCUAGCCACCAUAAGACGAA